This is a messenger RNA of Hypoxylon fragiforme, 2765 nucleotides long. RefSeq lists its product as uncharacterized. The record is from RefSeq and is a predicted model, not a curated record. The coding region runs from base 687 to 2408 and encodes 573 amino acids. Lineage: Eukaryota; Fungi; Ascomycota; Sordariomycetes; Xylariales; Hypoxylaceae. The transcript is spliced from 2 exons.
GGAGCAACGACUUAUCUCCACCUUUUCUGCGUCCUUGAUUUCCUAAUCCAGAGAGCCAAGACAGGCUCAUAGCCCGCCAUGUGGACCUCUGGUAUAGCUUCGGAGUCUGUAAGGCGUCCUCUCAUAUAGACGUAUCGUAACAUCGUGGACUCGCACGAGUCUCACAGCCUACUAUGGGUACAUACAUCGUGAGUAACAAAUUUCACCCGCUCUUUUAGAUCACGAAUAGGGUCGCGAAUAGGGUCAAGAACGGGCACCAUGAAUAGCCUAACAGGGGGUGCCGUGAAGCAACCUCCCGAAUAGAACGAGUCCUACUUACAUAACCACCCUACCAGGUUAGGGAUAUCCUACUGGGUACCUACCCAUCUACUUACAUUCAUGGAUCAUAACUAAUAAUACUACAUAGUAUCGUUUCGGGUUGGCUAAUUUAGAUAGUCUCUGCCCUACAGUCUGCAGUUAUCCACUAUUCAUCGUUCUACGCAUCUUAUUAAUAAGCCAUAUAUCCCUAUCCCACCAGGCAUUCGUCAUAGUCAUCGGCAUCUAUAACCGCGUCUUAUGAGCAUAUCUCGCUUUGUUUCUAUUCACCCCUCUAUCGCCAUACUCGCUUCAUGUGCUAUAACUAGGACCAACUGCCCGGGACUUUUGUCAUCGAUAUUAGUUAAUUCAGACUCAUCGACACAUUUCUUAUGAGCUUAGGGGAAGCCAUGCACGACGACUUCGCUUUCACAGUUAGCAAAUAUAUGCUUGAUUCUAAUGCCAAAAUGACACAUCCUCGCGAUUCUGUCUCAAGGUCAAACCCGCAGACGUUCUCUCCAGAAACUUCUCCUCCCCUCGGCGGACCUAAUCCCCGCGAAACAAGGAGCGCCCCAAAACGCCAUGCUGAAGGUAUCAAGCCUGCGGUGAUGGGUAUGCAAACCGUUUUCUCCUCUCAGACCGGAGAAGCGCAUCCCUCACAGCAGCAUCCAGCCCACGUGUGGGAAUCCCACAAAGAAGAGAUACGGAGAUUAUAUUUGGAUGAGAACAGACCUCUAAAGGAUGUCAUGGCGAGAAUGCGCCAAAAGGGUUUCAGGGCAACUGUUCGAAUGUAUAAAUCUCGCUUCGACAAAUGGGGUUUCACGAAGAACAAUAGUAAAAAAGAUGUGAUGGCCAUGCUACAGGUUCAACGCCAACGAGACGCCAUGGGCAAACGCACGGCCUUCCACCGCAAUGGUAAAGAAGUUGCCAUCGAUGUAUACCUCAAAAGAAAAGGAAUCUCCCAGGCGGAGCUCGUAGAAGCUGGCAUGGCCGAGACGCUCCCCCAAAACUUACGAUGUCUCACGCCGCCCCCCGAACCCCCCAAGAAUCUACAAGCCCCGGGACAUCUAUCGAUACAGGAGCUGGUCUUACAUUGCAUUCGAGACGUAGCUUGGAACUGGUAUUGCCCGCCAGACACUCCCGUGACUGCCUGUGUGGCUCAUUAUCGCGGCGACGAAGUACGCUGUGCAAUCACAGACCUGACCAACGCCGACUGGUUAUUUUCGGUUGGCCAGUACGAAAAGGGGGGAAACAUGUGCGAGGAAGGGUUCAAAUCCCUGCACAUGCUGAUCAAGAAGCCCUCGAUAUACGGGCUCAUACACUUAUUCCAAAGCGUGCUAGACGCCUCGAACCGCGGCAUCGUCAAGGAGAUCUGGCGGUAUCUAGCAGCGUACGCGACUACAAUCAAGCACAAGGGGCCCAUGACGCGGCUGUUCCAGGGGAUAUGGGCGUACUUCAACGCGCACGACUACGACGAGUACUGGAGCUUCCUGUUCGACUGCACGGAGCGGCUCUUCGUGAUCGGCGAGCAGCAGCUCGGGCUGCCCCUGAACACCCUCGCGCGCAUAUCCCCGCUGCUCUUCAUCCCGCGCGCGUACCAGUACCGCACCGAGCCCGUGCGCCGCCUGCAGAGCCGCUUCAACUACGACAAGCUCGUGCAGGACGCGCUGCCGAUCGCCGUCGAGGAGCAGGUCGUCUUCAUCGCCAUCGAGCUGUCCGUCAUCGGCACGCAGACCGACUGGCGCAGCGAGCGCGUGCUGGAGCUCGCCAACGUGAUACUGGAUGUGUGUAGAGGCGUGACGUACAACGUCGAGCUGUUCUACUACAUCGCGCUCACGGCGCUCGCGCAGUACCACCGCGGCCAGUACAAGCUCGACGGCAACCGCGAGAGCCACGAGCUCUCGGUCCAGGCGCUCGAGCACUUCGUCGAUAUCAUCGCCGGACGCUGGGACCCCGAUGUGGGCUAUAUGGUGGGCGAGCUGGAGAGGCUCGAGCAUUGGUAUAGGGAGGCGGGCGAUGAUGCGCUCGCGGAUGCGAUGCAUGAGAGGUGGGUGGAGUCGCUGGAUCUGAUACCGAAGGACUUUGUCAGGGGGAAGAAGGGCAUCUUGCAUUAGGUAAAGCACCUAUGUACCUACCUAGUACAUGUCUAGGGAGGCAAGAUGCGGAAAACUGUGGCCGAAAAGAAAGGGCGAUAGAUCUAGACACCCAGGUACACAUCACUUACUUGCCUACAUAUAUGGGGCAGGUUUCCUUUUCUUCUUUUUGCUUUGGAUAGGUAGCGCUGGAGUUCAUAUGCUGUGGCUAUGGGCUACCUAGGUCAUUGGCGGUACUGGUUUGCUUCUUUGGGGAAGGGGGAAGGGGGGGUCGAAAUGAGGUCAGCGGGCUAGCCUGCGACAAUGGUUGAAUGUGUAUAUUUGGUAAUGUCUGUACCUAUCUACCUAUAUAUAUAAAUGCUAUAUAGUAUAUACCUA